UUAAAUUACCCAAAACUCUAAACCAAGACUCAUAACUAAAACACCUUAACCUUGGUUGGAGAAAAAAGGAAAAAAAGGAUAGAGGUGGAAGAGGAAGGCAUAGGAAAACAAAAUGAGGCUUUUGGGAGCCUUCUGGAGGCUUAUCCAAGCUUCCACCGACAAAGACAAAAAACUUGGUUGGGAAAAUGCCAUGUGGAAUCUAUUCGUAAGAGUUGAGCUAAGAAAGGAUGAUGCAGAUGUUUAUAGACAACCUUCAGAGGCAAUGUAUCCAAGGGAACCUGGUUUGUCACUUCAGAAGUGGGCUCACAUGCAAGUUGCUGUUGGUGCUUGGGUGGCCUGCUACCAUGAUGAAAUUAAAGUUUCUCUCCCUGUUGUUUGGACACCAUUGCAUCACCUUGUAUUCACUUUCUUCCAUGUUGAUCUUCAAAUGAAACUAGAAGCUCCAAAACCAUUCGCCCAUCAGCCGUUCCUCUGGGUCUAACGUGGCCUUUUUUUUGCUGAGAUGGAGGUGCCACCUGGACAAAUACCUCAAUCCAACCCCAAAAUAAAAGCCCAUAUAACCUGCUCCAUUCUUCAACAACUUAACAACCUUGUUAACCCUUGUUUUGUUCUCUCCGGGGAGCCAAAACAGAGGUAUGUUUGUUUCCUCAAUGGAAGCUAAAUCAAGUUUAU
Molecule: messenger RNA, 672 nt
Organism: Rubroshorea leprosula
Lineage: Eukaryota; Viridiplantae; Streptophyta; Magnoliopsida; Malvales; Dipterocarpaceae
Source: the annotation of a GenBank genome assembly